CGAAGAGGGCAAUUAAUGGCGGAGUUAGCGACCAGUGUUGCAGCUGGGGUGAUAUGCUCCCUACUUGAGAAGCUUGGUUCUCUCGCAGCGGCAGAGUAUGCAAUGUUCAGCAGCGACCGCAGAGAGGUAGAACUACUGGUGGAUGAGCUCAGUUCUAUGAAUGCUGUUCUUGAGAAGUUGGCAUACAUAGAGAACAUUGAUCCAUUAACCAAGCAAUGGAGGGACCAGGUCAGGGAGCUGACCUACGAUACUGAGGAUUCUAUCGUCAGCUCCAUGCUCCAGGAUCGCCAAGAUGGAGCUACGGAUUGGUUCAUUUGGAAGAUUUUUCCGUUUUUCAAAGAUCUCAGAGAGGGCUAUAGUUUAUCCAAACAGAUCAAUCAAAUCAAGGCCUCUGUAAUAGAGCUAAGCGCUCGACGAGAGCGGCUCAGAGUUGAUGAAGUCAUCUCUACAUCUUCUCAUGUGUCCAUUGAUCCUCGACUGCAUGUGCUCUAUAAGGAUGCUGCCGGUCUUGUUGGAAUUGAUGGACAGAAGGAUAAGCUCAUGGAAAUGCUAAUGGGUGAUGAUCAGCACUUAAAGGUAGUGUCAGUUGUGGGAUUUGGAGGUUUAGGCAAGACUACACUUGCCAACUCAGUAUACCAUGCUUUACCUACACUACAACACCAUGAACACAGAUUUGACUGCCAAGCAUUUGUAUCGGUCUCCCAGAGACCUGAUAUCAAUGGGGUUCUUUGUAGUUUGCUCAGAAUGCUUCGAGUGGAUACAACAUCGUCGGAUAAUAGUAAUGUUCAACUCCUUAUCAUCAUGAUCAACCAACAUCUGCAACAUAAAAGGUACCUUAUUGUAAUUGAUGAUUUGUGGAAUGAAUCGGACUGGUAUACUAUCAGAUGUGCUUUCCCAGAGAACAACUCCGGAAGUAGAUUAAUCGUAACUACACGAAUUGAUAGUGUGGCUUUAGAUUGCUGUUCUAAUCGGCGUGAAAAUGUUUAUCCAAUGAAACCUCUCGAAGAACAAUACUCAAGAAGACUUUUUCUUACAAGAAUAUUUGGCUCUGAACAUGCUUGUCCUGAAUACUUAAAAGAAGCUUCGGCUGAGAUAUUAAUAAAAUGUGGUGGUCUACCCCUAGCAAUCAAUGUUGUAUCAGGUUUUUUGGCCAGUAAGAAGACACCAGAACGAAAGGAGCACUGGGACAGGGUGCAGGGUUCUUUGGGCACCAUCGAUAGAGAGUUCGAACCAAUGAAACAGAUGUCACAAAUCUUAAACCUGAGCUACAUGCAUCUUCCUCAUCAUUUGAGGGCAUGCUUCCUUCAUCUUGGUAUAUAUCCAGAGGAUCGGGAAAUCAUGACGGAUGAUUUGGUGAAGCAAUGGCUUGCUGAAGAUUUUGUGCCUUGCAGCCCACAUAGGCAAGAUCGAGAGGACGUUGCAAGGGACUAUUUCAACGAGUUAGUCAACAGGAGCAUCCUCCAACCUGUAGAUAUAGACUACAAGGAUGAGGUGAUGUCAUGUCGAUUACAUGACAUGAUGCUCGAGUUCAUCUUGGACAAAUCAGCGGAUGAGAAUUUCAUAACUGUAAUGGAUAAAUUUGGAGUCCGGAGUGGAGGCACCAGUAAGAUCCGUCGGCUCUCUUUGCAAUCUGACUACGAGAAUCAUGCCUUGGUACCAGGAGCAAUUAUUCUGACACAAGUUCGGUCGCUUGCAACCUUUGGUGCUUGUGUUGACGGAGCGUUCUCGAGGCUAAAGUUUAUUCGAGUCCUAGUGGUUGACCAAGGUAGUAUGACUGAGGACGACAUGGCUGGAGUUUGCCUGCUGCUCCAUUUGAGAUACCUGAAGAUUAUUUCUUAUACAAUCCAUGGGUAUGAUCUAGUAGUACCUCCUGAAAUUCUGAAUCUAUGGUCUCUGGAAACGCUGGAUCUAAGAGAUUUCGAUGGCAUACCUACCCUUCCAGAAGAAAUAGCUCAUUUGUCCAGCUUGCGGCAUCUGCUUCUCCCAUCAAAUGUAGUCUUGCCUGAUGACAUAGGCCGUAUGAAGUCACUGCAUACAAUACGCAGUUUUGAUAUGUGCAAGAAUUCCGUAGCCUGUAUAAACGGCCUCGGGGAGCUGACCAAUCUCAGAGAUCUUCAACUCCGUUUUGAUGACACUUUGUACGACUCUGACAAGGGCAACAAUGUAGCUCUAUGCUCUGCUCUCCAAAAGCUUGCUGGUGGAAACCUUAAACAUCUAGCAAUCGUUUCGGAAGAUCCAUGCGGCAACCAAUCUCUACCAAGGCGUCAUCACCUGGAUUGUCUGCAUUCCUUACCAGGAAAUCUAGAGACACUACAUCUACAAGAUCGCAUGCCUACUAUUCCAAACUGGAUUGGUCAACUCGGUAAUCUGUAUGACAUAAAUCUUGAAGGAAUCGAGAGGUUGAACCCGCAAGGUAUUGAUAUCCUUGCAAAGUUGCCCGCCCUUCUCUACCUGAAGAUGUAUAUCUCGAUAUGCAUCGCUGAAACAAUUGCCAUCCGUGGUGGGAGUGGGAGUGGGGCCGCUUUCCCAUCACUCAAGUAUUUCCACCUCAUUUGCUCACCGCCAUGGGUGGCCUUUGAGCAAGGGGCAAUGCCCAAGCUCCAGAGACUCGAUAUAGAAUUUGAGGCGGACAGAUGGGAGGAACGUGGAAGAGCGCCUGCAGGCAUCCACAACCUGGGUGCCUUGCAGGUACUCUUGGUACAACUGAUGAACGGCGGUGAGGAGUCUGACAAGGAAGCUGCUAAAUCUGCGCUGCGUGCUGCAAUCGACGGCCAUCCACGUGGCCCUCGCAUUGACGUCAGCCAAGGAUCUUACUAUCAUAUUUAUACGGAGGAGGAAUAUAAUACAGUUUUCAAAAUGGACGAUGAUAUGGACAUCUCCGACUGAGCACAAAUAGCGGUCAGCAAAAUUUUGUGCAACAUUGCCCCGGCUGCCGUGUGUAUUUGUUUCCCAUCCUUAAAUCCUAGGUAUGUAAAAGAUAUGAAAAAGUUGGAAAAACAAAAAAAUAGAAAAAGAUGUGUAUGCG
Triticum aestivum (bread wheat) is the source of this 3025-nucleotide messenger RNA. RefSeq names its product disease resistance protein RGA5. The transcript has 3 exons. Lineage: Eukaryota; Viridiplantae; Streptophyta; Magnoliopsida; Poales; Poaceae. The coding region runs from base 16 to 2886 and encodes 956 amino acids. Gene Ontology annotation, molecular function: ADP binding. Gene Ontology annotation, biological process: defense response to other organism. The record is from RefSeq and is a predicted model, not a curated record.